Molecule: messenger RNA, 1035 nt
Organism: Bathycoccus prasinos
Lineage: Eukaryota; Viridiplantae; Chlorophyta; Mamiellophyceae; Mamiellales; Bathycoccaceae
Exons: 1
Coding region: 1-1035 (344 amino acids)
Source: RefSeq, a predicted model, not a curated record
AUGGGCGAAGGAAAAGAGUUUGGAAAGCGCUUCACGUUUGAAUCGAAGUUGAACUGUCCGGCGACAGUCUUCCUCGUGGACAAAGAUACGGAGGAUUUCCGCGAAUUCCACAUGAAACGAGUGGGAACAAAAGAGGCUGAAACUUUACGGACGGGCGUUGAACUCGUAGAUUUAGAUAAAAAUGGAGAAGAGAAAGAAAAGAGAUUCGUCACGGUCGUACGCACUGUCCCGGGGAUAAAACUUCCGAUGGUAGUGAAGCCUUUAUUGAAAGGUGGACACGUCGAAUUUGUCGACACGCGCAGCACGUCACCGAACGCCCUUGACGACUUUAUGAAGGGGAAGACGAAGACGCACGAGACAAUGUUUCGAACGGUGAAUAAUAUCACAAAACAUGCCGUAGUAGACGGGGUGAUAUCAAUAAUUCCAAUAACAGCAACAACGUGUAAAGUCGUAGCUAGCGGUUUAUGUCACGUCACGCUCGGUUCUCUCGGUAGACUGAUUGAGAACAUAAUCGUAAACGGGAUUGGGAAAUCCUACGAGCAGUUGCCAGAAAUUUGCGACGAAUGGCUCAAGCAUAAGCGAGAUGUUUUGAAGAAAGGAUCCGCUAAGAAAAGUGCAAAAGUUUCUAAAUCAAAAGCUAAGACAGAAGAUAACGAAAACGAUAACGACAGCGAGUCAUCUUUUGCGACGGCGUCGACUGAAUUCAACGAAUCCGCAGGAAGUUCACAAAAUCAGAUCUUAGAUAUUGAUUCAUUCGCAGCUCCGCUGACACCCAUAUUUAAUAGUAUCUUAUCUUUUAGCGGCUUUGGUGGUUCCUCUUCUAAUAGGGACGAAGAGGAGGAGGAAGAUGAGUUAGAUGGUGAUCUGGAAGAAAUGAAAAAAGACAUUAGCUUUGAGGUGGUGGAGCAAAGUAUAGAUGCCUCAAACGCGAACGGUCUUGGUGGUAAGAAGAAAGUAGUAAAAGUAGAACGAUCGAUGAAGAAAAGCAGCAGUGGUUUCACUUGCUGCUUCGCAUCGCCUGCGGUUGAGUCUUGA